Molecule: messenger RNA, 7138 nt
Organism: Maylandia zebra (zebra mbuna)
Lineage: Eukaryota; Metazoa; Chordata; Actinopteri; Cichliformes; Cichlidae
Source: RefSeq, a predicted model, not a curated record
GUUUUUUUUUUCCGCAACAUUUUUGUGUUUGGAGACCAGACGUCAACCGACCUCACAUUUUCUUUCAGGAUAUUUGUAGUCCGACAGAAUUUAAUGGCUUACCUCAGUAUACACUUACACUAACGUGCAUCUGGCCCAAACCAGGAGUCCAAAUACCUUUCUUGGGGGGGCUAACAGCGAAUUCAACCGUGUGUUUCAACUGGAAUCCGCUCAAGGACCUGUGGGUGGUCCCCGGACCCGGGUUUGGAGACACUCCCGCUGCAGACUCUAACUCAUGCAGCUCUAAAACUUGAGGUGAAAAACUGUCUUUCGUGUGAGUGCUGCAAGAGGUGAGCUCAGCGCGUCUUAAAAAACUCAAUCGCUGCGUAAAAAAGGUGGAGUGUGUAAACCCGCUGCCAAAAGGACACAAAGCACAGGUGUGUCGGAUGAAAGAAAAGGUUGAUCGAGUUUGCUUGCUUCAGCUGGCUCACAUUUAUGUGGACCUUUUAUAUGCGGGCUGCUAGGACUUUACCCGCCGGUGAAGCUCGGAUAAUAAGUUCUUAUGAUGGAGUGGCGUGAGCAGUCUUCAGUCAGCUGCGAGGAAGCCUACUCGGAGGCGCAGAGAUGGAUUGAGGCAGUAACGAAGAAAAAAUUUGGGAGCAAGGACUUCCGAUCUGCGCUGGAGAAUGGCGUUCUUCUGUGUGAACUGAUUAACAAGAUCAAGCCUGGUGUUGUCAAGAGGGUUAACAGACUGCCUACUCCUAUUGCUGGACUGGACAACCUUAACGUCUUCCUCAAGGCCUGCGGGAAGCUUGGACUAAAGGAAGCGCAGCUCUUUCACCCCGGAGAUCUUCAAGACUUGUCCUCAAGAGUCACAGUCAAGGAUCAAGAGACCAGCAGGAGGCUGAAAAAUGUAUUGAUCACCAUUUACUGGUUAGGUAGAAGAGCUCAGUGUGACUGCUUCUAUGAUGGACCUUACUUGAACUUCAAGGCAUUUGAGGGUUUAUUGGGCACAGCACUAUACAAGGCUCUGCAGGAUUCUUCCAGUCAGAAAAGCAGCAACGUCCGAGACAGCGGUUUUGGAGACAAUUGGUACUCUGAGCGAGAGGAGCUCUCCCAUCUGAGAGGAGGAGGAGGAGGAGGUGGUGGUGGUAGACACAGGAGGGACGACUCCCUGGACAGCUUGGAUUCGUUGGGUUCCCGACCCCACAGCAUCUCAUCUGACACCACUCUUAAAGGCAGCAGCGAGGGUUGUUGUAGCGAUACCGAGGCAGACUCUGUCUUCAAGAUGACCGAGAACAAGGACAAUCUCAGCUACCGCCGGUCGGCAGUCGUCGCACCGAAAACCACCACGCAGUUUAACCAGUUCCUGCCCACUAAAGACAAAGCUUCUGGCUACGUGCCUGCUCCACUAAGGAAGAAACGGGCCGAACGUAAUGAGGACAACCGGCGCAGCUGGGCCAGCAGCAGUUUCGCAGAGGAUGAAAGCUCUCUCACCAGGGUGUCCCCUGGCUGCUACGGAGACAGUCAAGUAUCCCAGAGUGCCUUCUCUGACGCACAUCUCCAGUGGGCCCGCGAGUAUGAAAGUGGCAGUGACUCGGACACAGACCGACCGGACCCCGAUCUCGUUCUGGAUGACCUGGCCAGUAGGCGCUUCCACAGCCCCUCCCCUGCUCCUCCCACCAACUUCGCCUUACCCAUCAGUCCUCAGGUUGGGGGACGGGUGGCUGGAGGCAGGGGGGACACCUUGCCCAAGGUCACUAUAACUCCCACUGUUGUCCCUCAACAAAACGUGGCCUGCCUCAGCAGCAGCAGCAUCAGCAGAGGGGAAAUGCAACCCCCCCGGCACGGUUCAGUGAGGGUGGACCACCGCCGAGGCGUGUCCACUGACAGCUUGUUCAGGGAGGUAUAUGACGACUCUGAGGAUGAGGAUGAUGAGGUGGGCUAUGCUGACCCUGUCCAAGAUGAUCUCUAUGCCCGUAAGAUGGGUAUCAAACCUCUGCCUACAAGUAGUGUAUCUUAUGACAAGUUCUUACCCAAAUUCUGGACACCAGAAGAAGACAUUCACAUUCAGAAGAUCAAACUGGGCUCUCAGAGGAGACCCUGGUACAAGAAGAUACAAGGCUUCAGCCAUAAGAAGUCAGGCUCUUCGUCAGAUGACUCAGACGGUGACAUCAGCCCCUGGCUCUCCUCCGCCCCCUCUCCCUCUGGCCCAUCUCCCUCUCAUACCCGCACACACGAGGCUUCAGCUCACACCACCCUUGUUGUUGGGAAAAGUCCUCAUGUUCAACCACACACUCCUCCACAGCAUCCCAAGUCCCCUCUCUUAGAGACCCCCCCACUGGUGUUUGCCCCUGUGGACCCCACCUCAGGUCCCAGACUGGUGAAAGGGGAGAAGUGGAUGCUCCUGGGGCGCCAAGACCCCCGGGAGCCCCCGGACCCCAUUGAUUAUGAAAGUAUUUGCCCGGACUUGGAGAAUGAUGACAUGUUUGCCAGGCGAACCCUUGCCUUCCAGUCCAACACAAACUUGGCUAAACUGAAGACUCUGCUGACUUGCAGACAUCGCCGCUGCACCUCUGAGCCGCAGCUCAACAUUGUCACCCAGAAACCCGUUCGUGGAGGCGCCGAGGAAACUGAGUUCCCAGACAUUGAGCAGGACGAUGUGGUGUUUCGUAGGGAGAAAACCCAGCAGGCACAGCAACAGCGACCACUCUCAGGAGCACCUGACAACUAUGCCCCGAUGCCCAUCCCAGAGCCUUGGGCACUGCCUCCUGACCUCAAGUCCAGACUCCUCUGCCCCCCAUGUCCCCUGACUCAUAAAGCAGCAAUACCGAACCUGAAUGAAGUUGAUAAGGAGACCCGUCCUGAAACGGAUGACAUGCUAAUUCGAAAGUUCAGAAUCUGUUCUGAUCAGAGCCAGAGCUCCGCUUCAUCAGCCAGUCAGAAAACCCCUUCAGUGCCUUCUUCCUGUAGCAAAGAGGACCUGCAGAAGUGGCAGGCAAUCAGGGAAGCUAGUCAGUUAAGACAUAAGAAAAGGCUUUUGGUGGAAAGGCUAGCUGCUCUGAAGCUGUACUUUCAAGAGCGCCAAGAGGGUACAGACGGGAGUAAAUCAACAAGUGAUGUGCACGUCGACCCCGCGGUCAUCCGGCAGGUUCGCUACGAAGAGCUGCAGAAGUAUCGUGAGAAGGUUAAACAGAGCGAGGAUAAGUGGCAGGAUGCCCUGAGCGACUGGAAGAGCCGACGUCGCAGUGUCAACUCUGAUAUAGUAAAGAAGAAGGAGGAAAGGGAGAAGAUAGAGCAGAUUACUUACGGCGGUGAGAAAAGGUCUAAGACCUUCAAGGAGAUGCAAGAGGAGAGAGAAGGUAAAAGAAAGAGCAGCGUUGGCAGCCGUCUUGGAUCUCUCUCUUUUUUAGACGACGACGACGACAACGUAUUUGAAAAACCCGUCAUUGCCCCACGUACCCGAGCUCUUCCUAGCCGAAGCUACACAAUUGACACUUCCCAAUUUUCCUAUGAACCCCCCAAGCCCUCUGUGAAUGACAAAGAACCUCCCAUCGCUUCCCCAGCUACCGGCAGGGCUGCUUCCCCUCCCACUUCACUUGAAGUCGUGGACAGUCCCGCACUAAGCAGCUCCAUCACGAACACCAUCACUCCAAACAACUACAGCUCAUUCAACCGCUUCCCGUCUCCAGAAGCUGUACCUUUGCAGAGGAGUACAGACUCAGAGCGCGCCAGCACAGCCAAGAAGCAGGAGGCCCCAACUGUUGUCUCCUCUUCUAGCUCCCUACCAAAGGUGCCUGAGCCAAGCCCUGCAUUGUCUGGCACACAGACUGAGGUGAAGCCCCUCUCUUCUGGUCCUUUGCACACACAAGCACAGCCCAGCUCAAUGGAACCCAAGCCGCCCGCGGUGUCUCGGGUUUCUUCCUCCCUGCCCAAGACCUACCAGAGAUCGGAUAGCACACGUCUAACUUCAGUUGUCACACCAAGGCCCUUUGGGAGCCAGCCCUCACGCAUCACAUCUCUUCCCCGAGGCUUUACCCCCGCACAGACAGACGACUCACACAAGCGCGUCAAUGGCAACGUCGAUGUUUCUAAGAAGUCAUCAGUGCCGAGUCGGUACCAUCAGUUCAUGACCUCUGAGGACGAAGCUCAGUCUAGCUCAGCACACAGCAGUGAAGAGGAGGAGGAAGAGGCGACUACGGGGAAUAGCGUCAACUCUGCUCAGAGCGUCACACCUGUACCUCCACAGGUCAAGAGUGAACCUCCUGCUCCAGCCAAAGAAACCAGCCAGGAGAACUACUGUGAGAUGCGGAUCAGCCUGAACCAGAAGCCCAACAGCAGCAGAGAUUUCGGUUUCCAGGCAGCCUGGGACUCAACAGGAGCUUGUGUCACAUCUAUCCAGCCAGGCAGCCCGGCUGAGAUGUGCCAGCUUCAGACUGGAGACAAGGUGCUGACGGUGAACGGGCACAAGGUGGCAGACAUGAGCUACACCGAGUGGAAGUCCCACAUGGAUGAGGCUCUGCAGGAGGGCAGUCUGGUCAUGGAUAUAAGGCGUCAUGGGCAGAACAACUGGGACAGAGUUCAACCUUCCCUGCCAUUUAAAAGCCAUAAGACCAUCAAUCUGACCAGUACGGAUCAUCCAAUGCUUGUAGGUUCCCAAGAAAAAAGCACAAUCAGCUCCAGCCUGGAUUUUACUUCAAACACUCCAGCAGAAACGCUGACGUUCAAAGAGACCCCGGCUCAUCCCGUUAGCGAAGUGGCUUCAAACGGAGUUAAUGGAGGUUUCCGAGAGGAGCCGGUGACCAUGAGGAAAAAAGAGUCAGAACCCAUAUCUUUGAAAAACUUAAAGCGGAGGUCAGAGUUCUUUGAACAAGGUGGCUCAGGGUCCAGUGUCAGUGCGCUGGUCUACCUCUGUGGAGGAGGAUCAGAGCCUGCAGUGCCAGAUAUACCGGUUCCCGUAAUCACUCCCUCCAGUCGCUGGUCUUUUGACCCAGAAGAGGAGCGGAAAAGACAAGAGAAGUGGCAGAAGGAACAAGAGCGCCUCCUACAGGAGAAAUAUAAGCGUGAUCAGGAAAAGCUGCAGGAAGAGUGGCUCAAGGCUCAGCAGGCACUUUCUACAAGCACGGUCCCCAAACCGGUAACAAAACUUGGGAGCCUGGAGGUGAACAACCACAGCAACAGCAGCACCGGCCCACACUCACCACUAUCUCCCGUCAACCAGCCCACAUCUCUACUGUGGGAAGAAGAAGAGCGAAAGAGGAAGGAGGAGCAGGAGCGCCAAAGGCAGGCAGAGGAGAAGAGGAAGAGGGAAGAGGAGGAGCGAGAACUGCUGCGUCUCCAGGAGCAGAGGAUGAGGAAGGAAAGGCAGGAGCAGGAGGAAAGGAAGAGAAGGGAGGACGAGAGGAGGUUGCUGGAGGCAGAAGAGCUGCAGCGCAGAGAGAAGGAGAGAGCCUUUGAGCAGCAGCAGCAGUGGGCCACUAGCUCCCACGGCUUUCCUUAUGCCCAGCCUUCACUCACCUAUGCAGACAGGACAAAAUCCAAAUCAUCCCCUCAGCUCGACGAAGAGGACAGACCUCAGAGAAAAGGUGUGCAUGUACCCCCGGGGGGCAUGGCUCAGCGGCUGCUGGAAGAGCAGCUGAAGAAGGCACAUGACAGAGUUUACCAAAGUCAGAAGGCUGCAUCUGAGCUGGAGCUGGAGCGCAGGAACAUCCUCCAUGCCAUGAGAUACAGAGAGCCGGAGAGAGUGACCUCAAGUGGAGCCGCUGAGAAGAAGGACCAGCAGCCUGCAUCUCAGGCUGAGCUGGAGCGGCAGCAGAUCCUCAAUGAGAUGAAAAAGAAGACGUCAUUGCUGACGGACAACAGCUGGAUCCGCCAACGUUCUCCCGACACUUCCACCAACAAGGAGAGGGACCUGCCACCUAUGCGCAGAGGCGAUUCUCUUGACAACUUGGACACCUCAUACAACUCCUGGCGUUCGUCAUCGAAACCCCGAAGCGGUUCUUUUGCCCAAAACUACUUUCGGCCUCACUCUGCCCUUUCUGGCAGCACAUCCUUUUAUGGUGGGGGGCCGCGGGCUCAGCGGUAUGGUUCCACUUCCACUCUGCCUUCUUCCUAUUCCAUGGGCUCACUCCGAAGUGGGGCAGGAUCCCAUUUGGUCCCUUGGUCCAGGCAGUCGCCUUCCCCUUCACCUUCACCCUCUUCUCCUUCACCCAUCAACUCUCCAGAACCCACGGCUGAGGCAGACGCUCCUCAGCAGCACAGCAGGUCAGUGAGUGGAAAGAAAAUCUGUACGUUCUGUGAAACCCCGCUGGGAAAGGGAGCAGCCAUGAUCAUCGAGUCCCUUGGGCUCUGUUAUCAUUUGGGUUGCUUUAAGUGCAUCGACUGUAAGUCUGACCUUGGAGGAUCAGAAGCCGGGGCUGAAGUCAGAAUACGAAACAAGCAGCUCUACUGUAACUCCUGCUACAUGCGAGUCAAAACUGGUCAACCAACAUCUAUGUGACGUGACUGUACUCCAGCAGAUUGAUGAAGAGACUACUUCCGACAACAACCCUUGAAUUUUAAAGUGAACAUUGAAGCCAUUGCAAUUAACCGGGACACUUGGUUGGGAUCGUAUCGCUGUUUAUGAUUCUGUUAAAACCCCAGGCGAUACCUUGAUGAGAAUCAUAUUUGUUUUUACAGUGUGUGAUUAAGGGAGGGACGCUUGCAAAGUAGUUAUCAGCUUUUGUGUUUAUAUCCUAUUAAGCAGCACAAUUGUACAGAGUGUAAGGGUUCUGCAUGCGCCGGAGUUUUUAAACGUUUUAGCCACAAAACUAGUCGAGCUAUUAACUGUCUACCAGAUUCCAGAUGAAAGUCCUUUUUGUUUCUAAACUUUGCUUAGAUACUGAGAGAAAAUCCUGCAGGAUCAUCCUCCUCAUUUUCACGCUUCUUUUCCCACCAACUAUUGUGUUAUAAAAAUCUGUGUCAGCCAAGGUAUUGGUAUCAUGUCUAUGUGCCUUUUUAUUUGUAAUUAAGAUUACUAAAAUACUGCAAAAUGUCAUUUGCAUUUGUCUCAAGUUUUCAGUGAUGGAGUAUUGCACACAUAAGCAGGUUUCUAUGUAAAGAAUAUGCGUCACACUGAUUAGGCAAACAUAACAAUGUAAAUAAAAAUAACUAAAUGCUC